UCACAGCACGUUCAUAGUAAAUUUCACGUACGUACUCGCUCGUAGAAUCGAUCGCAAGCUAGAGAGAGACUAGAGAGUGGCAACAAUGGGGCUCCACAACAAGAACGACGACAAGCUCGCCGCCGGCGACCACCGCAAGGAGGAGAAGCACCACAAGCACAUGGGGCAGCUCGCCAAGCUCGGCGCCGUCGCCGCCGGAGCAUACGCCAUGCACGAGAAGCACAAGGCGAAGAAGGAGCCGGAGAACGCGCGGUCGCACAGGGUGAAGGAGGAGAUCGCCGCCACCAUCGCCGCCGGCAGCGUCGGCCUCGCCAUCCACGAGCAUCACAAGAAGAAGGAAGCAAAGAAGCAUGGCCAACAUUAGCUGGCUAGCUUAGCUACCUUGGUUAUCUUGUAUCAUGGCGUCGUUCCAUGUGAUUAUCUUGUUUCAGGUGUUGGAUGCUCAUGUAUAUUAAGUGAUUUGGUUGAAUAAUGUAUGCACACUUGUACAGUACUCUUUUUACAUAUACAAUAUGUUUCGUUGUGCUAGAGACAAUACAUCGCUACGAUAACAUCCAAGUCUU
Molecule: messenger RNA, 563 nt
Organism: Oryza brachyantha (malo sina)
Lineage: Eukaryota; Viridiplantae; Streptophyta; Magnoliopsida; Poales; Poaceae
Product: abscisic stress-ripening protein 3-like
Exons: 2
Coding region: 86-364 (92 amino acids)
Source: RefSeq, a predicted model, not a curated record